Molecule: messenger RNA, 1056 nt
Organism: Hypomesus transpacificus
Lineage: Eukaryota; Metazoa; Chordata; Actinopteri; Osmeriformes; Osmeridae
Product: protein boule-like
Exons: 11
Coding region: 1-1056 (351 amino acids)
Molecular function (GO): RNA binding
Source: RefSeq, a predicted model, not a curated record
AUGGAGAGCGAAGUAGCCACACAGACCAGCACUCCGUCUCCCUCCCCUGAUCCUGAGUCUGCUGAGCCCAGCAACACUACAAAGUCUCACCUCGCCCCGCGCUUUGGAACCAUUAUCCCUAAUCGAAUUUUUGUAGGAGGCAUUGACUUCAAGACUAAUGAGAAUGACCUGAGGCGGUUCUUCUCCCAGCAUGGAGCAGUUAAAGAGGUGAAGAUUGUGACUGACCGUGCUGGGGUAUCAAAAGGAUACGGAUUUGUUACCUUUGAGACGCAGGAUGAUGCACAGAAAGUCCUUCAUGAAGCAGAUCGGUUCAGCUUCAGGGACAAGAGGCUCAACAUUGGCCAGGCCAUCCGAAAGCAGCAAGUGGUGGUGCACUCCAACAGUUUCUCUGUGUCUGGCCCCAACCCUGCCAUGGCCGUGCCUGCUCAGUGUGGCACCAUGUACCUCACCACCCCCACAGGCUACCCCUACACCUACCACAACGGAGUGGCUUACUUCCACAGCCCAGAUAUCAAGCCCCUGGCUUCACACUGGCCUUCUCACUCUCGGUCAGUGUCGGGCUCCCCCGUGAUGCUGACCCACCCGCCUCAACCAGUCUACCAACAAGCAGCCUACCACCAUUACCAGGCCCCCACCCAGUGUGUCCCCCCCGGCCACCUGCAGUGGAAUGUCCCUCAGUCUCCGGUCCCUUCCAGCCCGGUGAUGUAUAUGCAGCCCUCCGAGCUCCUCUAUCAGCCCAUGGAGCCCUCUGCAGACGGGGGCUGUGUCCAGGCUGCAUUGCCUCUCCUGGAGGCCUCCAUCCCAGAGCAGUACAUGGAUCACAUGGGUCAGUCUCCCUACCAUCAGAUGUAUGCCCAGAGCCCUGGGGGACUGGCCCCGAUCAUCAUGCAGCAAGACCCUGGAAAGGAGCAGAAGUUCCACGCCUUGCGGGGGGGCCCCGCGGUCAGCCUGAAGCCCAGGUACGGCCGCAGCCCGCACUACGCCUACCUGCACAAGGACUACCGCCCAGACAUCACAGACCACGCCCCCCAGCCCGUCUCUGAGCCUCUCAAGUAG